UUCCAGCCAACCGUCCACAGCUCCGGAGUUUAGAGAUCAGUAAAAGAUGAUGAGCUGCUCUCCUCCGGCGAGCGACAAGGAAUUAAAGUUCAUUAUCACACAAGAAUACGGAGAAACGACUAACUCAGCAAUGCAAUGUGUGUCUUUGAGUGUGAGUUUAACUUUCAACUAAAACCGAACUGCGAGCAUCCCACGCUGAACACGGUGGAACUGCUGACACUGGACUCCUUGCUCACUUCUGACAUCCAGUGUCAGCAUCCGGUGCUUUGAAGAUGAUCAACUCUCGGAUACGCCUCCACUACAACUACACAGGUAAGCUGGACCACCGGCCCAGCACGGACACAAGCGCUGGCACUGUGGACACCAAAACCGUUGUGUUCCUCAUCAUAUGCAGCUUCAUCGUUUUGGAGAACCUCACCGUGCUGGUAGCCAUAUGGAGAAACCACAGGUUCCACAACCGCAUGUACUUCUUCAUCGCUAACCUGGCGCUGUGCGACCUGCUCGCUGGAGUAGCUUACCUGGUCAACCUGCUGCUGUCAGGAGAGAAGACCCUGCAGCUGUCACCUGCUCUCUGGUUUGUCAGAGAGGGCAGCAUGUUUGUAGCACUCGGUGCCUCCAUUUUCAGUCUCCUGGCCAUUGCAAUAGAACGACACCUGACUAUGAUCAAAAUGAGGCCUUAUGAUGCCAACAAGAAUUACAGAGUGUUUCUGCUCAUAGGGACCUGCUGGCUGAUAGCUAUAUCUCUUGGAGCUUUGCCUAUUCUUGGCUGGAACUGCCUGGACAACCUCCCUGAUUGCUCCACCGUCCUCCCCCUCUACACCAAGAAAUAUGUAGCUUUCUGUAUCAUUGUUUUCAUAAUUUUGCUCUCAGCCGUGUCAAUCCUUUACGCCCGCAUCUACAUCCUGGUGAAGUCCAGCAGCCAAAAGGUCAGCAAGCACAGCAACUCAGAGCAUGCAAUGUCCCUGCUGCGCACUGUCAUCAUUGUAGUUGGGGUUUUUAUUGCCUGCUGGACGCCCAUCUUUAUCCUGCUCCUGGUAGAUGUGGCAUGUGUGCACCGCGAGGGCUGCCCUAUCCUCUACCAGGCUGACUGGUUCAUUGCAGUGGCUGUGCUCAACUCGGCCAUGAAUCCGGUCAUUUACACUCUGGCCAGCCGUGAGAUGAGACGGGCCUUCCUGGGUCUGGUGUGUGGUAUUUGCUUCAGAGGGAAGGCUUCUGUCAAUGGCAGCGGGAACAAGCAGUCUCUGGAGCCCAGCCGCAGCAGGAGCAAGUCGUGGAGCAGCCAGAACAAUCCCAACCAGAACCAACAAAGCUCCAGGCAGGUGGAGAUGGAGAAGGGGCAGGAAACGGACACGAAUCAUGGAGAGGUCUCAGUGGUGGCAGGAACCAGCAGAGGUGCUGCUGAGAUCGUCCAGGACAGUGAGAGAAAAGACUGAAAUGGGGGACAAAGAUACCUGCAGUAGGAAGGUUAUGUGCUCAUGGGCAGUUCUCACAGCGGACAGAAUUGAUGACAAAAAGAAAUUUGAGUUGUGAUUAAUAUAGAAUGAAUAAUUUCUUGAAUGAGAUGUUGACUAAAGGCCUACACUGCAAGGAAAUGGUUUCUCCUUUGUGCUUGAUAUUGAUAUGUCUGCAUCAUCCAUGAUUGGGAAGCUCGUUAAAAGUCUACACUUGGCAUUACACUGAGUAAUGUAUGAGGCCAAUAUGUUCAAUGACUGAAUAUCACCUUUUUGUCAAUUAGCUCAUAUUUACCAAUGAAUGGUGGUCUCAGCCUUGACAGAAAAAUCAUUUACCUCUGUGGUUACAGGUGUGAACAUUCCAGACAAUUAAGAAGUGACAAAAACCUGCAAUGAAUUACAGUAAAAGUGCAAUUAUAAUACUGCAAGUUAUGUAAUGAUGAAUGAGUGAUUGUAAACAGUUAUUGGUGUAAUGAGAAGUUAUUUAUUACUCUAUGCAGUAUAUUCUGUAAUUUUAUAUUUAGUCAAUAAUACUUACUAUAGUAUUCUGUGCAGAGAUGAUGUGAUAAAAGGAGAUAAAAACACCUUUUGGAGAUUCAAACCUACUACCUGUUUCACUAUAUCAGGAGCAUCAUGUUCAAAAUGACAGAACUGCAUCUGUUAUUCACUACAAAAGCUUCAUGAUUCUUAUGUCGCUCGUUCAACAUCAGUCGUUUUUAGUGAUACCAGGGCUCCCUCUGCUGGCUAGUAAUGGUAGUUAAUAUCCUCAAUGCUGACUAGAUGUUUUCACAACAUGCAUGUUCAGGACAGAAUCUCUUAAUCUUAUUUUUGCACCAAAUUGAACUUGUUGUGAAUGUGAGUUUGUGGGCUUAUUACAGAUAUUGAAAUGUUUUGUAUCGAAUCUAAAAGCAUGAAGCAGGUAAACUGUCUUAAAAGGCAUGUGAAUGCAGUUUAGCAUGUGAAAUGGAAACAGUUAAAAUAGAUGCAGCUAUUUAUAUGAUGCAAACUAUUAGCUUUGAUAUUAUAAAGUGAAAUUAAAGGGUAAACGUACUGUAUAAAAAUUAUUUACCUGGAUCACCUCAUGUGGCCAGUAGAGAGUGCAGUUCUGCCUUGUCAUGCGCAAUACCCUCCUCGCUUCUUUGAGAGAGUAUCCUAAAGGGUCAGUUCACCCAAAAUACAAAUAAACAUAUUUUUUCAAUUAUUUGUAGUGGUAUCUAUCUAGCCAUGCAGAUAUUACUUGUUUUAUGUGUCCAGGUUUAGACCUGGACACAUGAGAUUUAGUCCCCCUCUAAUUUCUGCUUCCAGCAAAAUGAAUGAAAAAAUAUCCCUGUUACUUUCACAGAUAUAAUCCAACCACUGCGGACGGCUUUCAUUGGAACUACUUUCUACCAAAGAAAUAGUCCCUAUGAAAACUUCUCCAAAGUUACAAGGAUAUUGUUUAUGAUGUGAGAUGUUCCUCUGAAUUCAUUUGCGUGGCUAGAUAUCACCAGAAAUAAGUGAGAAAACAUGUUUUUUCAUAAUUUGCAUCAACCGACCCUUUAGAGUUUUAGAGGAAAAUGAGAUGACAGUGUGUCUAAGUGCUGCGUCUACAAUAAAUGUGUUAUUGAUUAUCACAGUACAGACAACAAAAGAGAUUCUACACAUUCACGGUUUUAUUGCCAACAGUCAUACAGAAUAAUGAUAAACCCAUACAACCAAAAGAUUAAAUCUGUAAACAUCAUUUGGACUCGUUUCUUUGUUUUUAUUUCCUUUUUUUUCUAUACCUGUUCCAAAAUAGUGAGUUUUUGUGUGAUUCUGUCUGACAAAGAUUUAUAUUUAGAAUCUGGAAAUGAUACAUUUAUAAUAUAUAAUAGAGAGGGAGGGAGAGAAAGAGACAGAGAGAGAAAACAGUAGUCUCAAGCAGCAACACGCAGCAGGGCAAAACACAACCUCUAGUGAACAGGCAUGCCCCAUUGAAGAUCAGCUAUUGCACUUUGAAGAGAGAGAGAAAAAGAAAUAAAAACACCAUUUGUACAAAUAAAAGGCACAUUUUCAUCAACAGAAAUCUGGAAAAAGCCAUGUUUCUUAUUUGUGUCCCAGCUUGUUUGGAUGUAUAAUUAAUCAGCGUGUUAUCAGAGAGAUUCAAGUAUGGAGUUGUUUCCUGCUAUAUAUAUAUGUAUAUAUAUAUAUAUAUAUAUACGCUUUGUUCAAAACUGCACAUUUUGCCAAGUUCUACAAUUUUGCUCUUCAGAAAUAAAGACUGAUCUUAAAAUUA
Messenger RNA from Thunnus maccoyii (southern bluefin tuna), 3705 nucleotides. RefSeq names its product sphingosine 1-phosphate receptor 3. Gene Ontology annotation, cellular component: membrane. Gene Ontology annotation, biological process: G protein-coupled receptor signaling pathway. The transcript is spliced from 2 exons. Lineage: Eukaryota; Metazoa; Chordata; Actinopteri; Scombriformes; Scombridae. The record is from RefSeq and is a predicted model, not a curated record. The coding region runs from base 273 to 1433 and encodes 386 amino acids. Gene Ontology annotation, molecular function: sphingosine-1-phosphate receptor activity.